Molecule: messenger RNA, 2281 nt
Organism: Linum tenue
Lineage: Eukaryota; Viridiplantae; Streptophyta; Magnoliopsida; Malpighiales; Linaceae
Source: the annotation of a GenBank genome assembly
UGUUAAGGUGGCCCAAAUCAAUAGCCUCUUUUCUUUUUCCCGGUAAACUGAUACCCUUUUCCCUCUCAGUUCAACCUUCCCCUUCUGCUUAAACCCUAGACCUCGACGACGAAAGGAAACCAACCCACACUGACAAAUUUCAAAGGAAUUCAGUAUGUCGAAAAGCGAAGAUUACGAUUCAGACGCACCGGAGGAGUUCACCGCCGAGCAGGGGAUUGAAUUAGAUGCGGAGAUAAGGAAGAUUCAGAAGGAAAAUAAGUCGAGGUAUGGUUUUCCUCUUGCUUUUUUGGAUGCAUUUUUCACUCCCCAGCUUUAAAGUUCGGAACUUUCCGCCUAUAUGAACCUGUUCUGCUAUGGUUAGUUUGUGGAUUUUGCCUAAAUGAAUUGAUUCUGAUUGAUGGACAUUGGAGGUUGGGAAAUGGGUUGCACCUUUUGUAGAGCAAAGUGUCAGGAUUCUUUCUGGUCCUAGAAUUUUCAGAUGCGGAUUGCCCGUGAGGGUAAAGCACUAAGGAGGAAAUGGGCAGAGCGGAAAACGCCACGACCAUCCAAAAAAGGAGAUGAAGGUGUCCAAGAUACAGUUGAAACCGAAGAUGGAGAUGAAGAAGAUGGGUCUCUGACUGCUAAAGGGAUGCUCCCUAGUGACAUUGUCCAACAACUUGCUGCUCGGGAGAAGAAAGUGUUCUUUACAGAAUCUGAUGAUGAAGACGGAAAUGCAAAGCUUCCUCCAAGGAAGAAGAAGGCAAGAGGCUCAGGGCCGCAGACUGUUAUUCUGAAUGAGAUAUCCCCACCUCCAUGUUUACAAAACUCUUUAGAGUUUCUGAAGAAGAACAAGAUGCGACUGUCGAGAUCAUCAGCUGUUCUUAACAACUCCAGCCAAGCUCUUCGCUUUAUCUCUACUUCUGGCUUGUUAAGUAAGAAGUGAGAAAAAAGUUGCGGCUUCAUCUUCUCCUCCAACGGUCCAUUCCCCCCAGCCAACAGUGAGUUGAAGGGGCAAUACAUUCAACCAUCUGGUUUCUGGGAAGUGCUGUAUCAAACCAAGUUCUUAUACCUUCUUGGAGGCCUGUUGCACCCCCAGCCAUUUCGACCAGGAUGCAACUUGUUUUUGCUAAGGCAAAUAGGCAAUCAAUCUACUAUGUGUAGUCCAUGAAUUAGUGAAGAAGUGUUGGGAUCCUGUUGGCUAUUUACAGGUAUACAAACACGAAAUUUUGUUACUUGCUACUCUUGGUGCAUUAGUUACUUGAAUGUAAUGAAAAUUUCAAACCCACAGUUUCUUGAAUUAGAUAGUGGAGUAACCAUUGAUGGAAGCUACAUGCCAAUUGCCAUUUUAAGGAUUAACCAGAACUAAGUACUGCAGCCCUUGUUCCCACAUGAUCAAAUACCAAUUCUUAGCUUAAUUUAGCUGACAUGAUCCCAUUCAAGCAGCCAAUCUACAAGAUCAGAUAAGAUACUUCUGCCUUCUGUUCCAAGUGAUAGAAACUAGAGACUCCACAGAUGGUGUACUUCCACAUAAAACUGACUCGCCAGUGCAGUCUUCCACCUCCUAGACAACCUUCCCCACCCUCUAGUCUUCAAGGAGAGGAGAAGGCAUCAUCCGGGUCGACCCAUGUCUCGCCGUGUUGAACCCCCGAUUGCAGGGCUAGGAGAGCGUUCCUGACCCGGUUCAGGCUCCGAUGGUCCCUGAUGCGCCUCAGGACGACGUCCCUGUCCAGCGCUCUCGAUGCAGCGUGAUGGUUGUGAUCGCUACGAGCUUGAGCCUUUGAAGAUGGCUUCAAGAGGAGCUGACUGCUGACCGACGGCAUAGGAGGACUAGUGACCCCUCCCUCGCUGUCAUCUUCGAACGACGAGUGAGAGCUUGGACCGUUGCUGAAGGUUUCGUGCGCAGCAGCUUGUUUGGAGAAGAGGAUAUCCAUAGCUGGAGAUGAGAUAGUAGUAAGUAUGAAGAAGUAGAGAGUGGAAGGUUAGAAGGAAGAGAGGUUAGUUUAUAUACACAGGAGGGAGUGCGAGUUUAGAGGAAGGUUUAGAAGAAGGGAAGGUUGAGGUUUUGGCAUUUUCCCGUGGGAGGGAGCACAUGGUUUGUUUGCGGGGGAUGAUGGCGUGGCCCCCACGAAAUCUGUGGGUUUUGCUGUUUUCUAUAUUGGGAUGAAGUUUUGCUGGUUUAAGGUAGAUGCUGUGUCGCAUUUGAUUCGAGGGAUGCCUGUUUAUGGCAUUGGUGUUAUCGUUUAACCGCUUCCCGCGUCGCGAUUUUUUGUUUUUUUUCUAUAACCUUAUUAGUAAUUUCACG